CGCUUCCUCCGCCCGGGCUUCCGCGUCGCAGCCCCGGGAACCAGAGCGCGGGCGGGAUCCUGUGUCUCGGCGGGCAGCGAGCACGCAGCGGCACCUGGGGGCCCGGGUCAGGGCAGGAACCUGGACUGAGGCAGCGGGCGCUGCGUUCCUGUGAGAUGGACGGGCCAGAAGGCAGUACCGGGCAGCCCGGCCCAGCUGAUCGGUCCCAUCGAAGCAGUGUGUCCUCCGUGGGAGCCCGAGCAGCCGACGUGCUGGUGUACCUGGCGGAUGAUUCGAUGGUGCCCCUGGCCGUGGAGAACCUGCCCUCACUCAGUGCCCACGAGCUGCAUCGGGCCAUCCGCGAGGUCCUACAGCUUCCAGACAUCGCCCUGGACGCCUUCGCACUCUGGCUCGUCUCCCCUCUGCUGGAGGUGCAGCUGAAGCCCAAGCACCAACCCUACAAGCUGGGCCGCCAGUGGCAGGAGCUGCUGCUGCGAUUCACCGACGCCCCGGAUGACGACGUGGCCAUGGAUGAACCUUCCCUACAGUUCCGGAGAAACGUGUUUUUCCCCAAACGGCGGGAGCUCCAGAUCCAUGACAAGGAGGUCCUGCGGCUGCUCUACGAGGAGGCCAAGGGCAACGUGCUGGCUGCCCGGUACCCUUGCGACAUGGAGGACUGCGAGGCCCUGGGCGCCCUGGUGUGCCGUGUGCAGCUCGGGCCCUACCAGCCUGGCCAGCCCACCGCCUGCUCCCUGAGGGAGAAGCUGGACUCCUUCCUCCCUGCCCAUCUCUGCAAGCGGAGCCACGGGCUCUUCGCUGCUUUCCGGGGCCGUGGCGCCAAGGCCGGGACGGGCGAGCAGGGUCUGCUGAACGCCUACCGCCGGGUGCAGGAGGUGGCCGGCAGCGACGGCGAGCGCGAGGCUUCCUUGAGCCCCCACUACCGCGCCUACCUCCUCAAGUGCCACGAGCUGCCCUUCUACGGGUGUGCCUUCUUCCACGGCGAGAUUGACAAGCCAGCCCAGGGCUUUUUGCACCGGGGCGGGCGCAAGCCAGUGUCUGUGGCCAUCAGCCUGGAUGGCGUGCAUGUCAUUGACUGCAGGGAGAAGCACGUCCUGCUGGGCCUGCGCUUCCAGGAACUAUCCUGGGACCAUACCUCCCCCGAGGAGGAGGAGUCUGUGCUGUGGCUGGAGUUCGACGGGGACAAUGAGGGCACACCGGUCAACAAACUCCUCAAGAUCUACUCGAAGCAGGCCGAGCUGAUGAGCAGCCUCAUCGAGUACUGCAUCGAGCUGAGCCAGGCUGCCGAGCCCGCCGCCUCCCAGGAGGCCGGCCCCGCCUCAGCCUCUGGCUCCUCACCACCCCCUCACCAGCGCCCCCAGCUGCGGAGGCAGGGCAGCGUGGUGUGCAGCCGCAUCCAGCAUCUCUCCACCAUCGACUACGUGGAGGAGGGCGAGACGAUCAAGCGGGUGAAACCGAAACGCACCACAUCCUUCUUCAGCCGGCAGCUGUCCCUGGGCCAGGGUAGCUACACCGUGGUCCAGGCCUCCGACAGCCUGGAGCAAGGCUGAGGGCCGCUGUGCAGGUGGGAGAGCAUGGGGGCAUCGUGCUGCCUGAAGCACGGCUCAGGACACUCCAGAGGAGCGUGUGUGUCUUUGGUUUUUUCCCUGGACGUUGGUGACCACAUCCCCACAUUCCAGCUCAUGUGGCCAGGCUGGGACGUGGCCCUGCGAGGAGAGGGUCGGGGGCCUCCACAGACAGUGAGGCCCCCACAGAGCCCUCUCCAGCUCGGUGGAACUGGAGGGACCCUGUGCCCCUCACUGUGGUCUCCCUUGUGAGCAGGAGACCCUGACCAGCAGGAAAGCGUGCUUGCUGAUCUUCGGUGAUGUCACUGCUGGGAGGUGGCUGCCUUGUGGACCCACCAGCCCACGGGCCCACACUCCACACCCGGAGGAGCUCCCAAAGCCCCUUGGGGCUUCCAGUUUCAGUUUUGAUCUUUUUUUGAUCUGCUUUGGUUCCACGAAGCCUGCAAACUCAGGCUACUCACGAGGGUGCCCCCACCGUCUCGGAGCUGCGGGCGCUGCUUCCAGGAUGGUGCUGAGGCUUCAUCCCGCCCUAGGCCCAUGCACGGGAAGUCCCUGGCCGGGAGGGGUCUCUUCUUUCUCGGGGACCUUGUAGGGAGGUGGAUAUGGCCUGAGUGGGGCUCUUCCCACAGCCUCCUGCCUCCUCCCAGAAGAGCUGGCCUCUCAGCCUUGGGCUCUUUCUCAGGGGUCACCCCCCCACCACCACCACUGGGGCGCUUCCAGGGACUUUCCACAGGAAGGAGGCAGGUCCAGCCCGACACAGGGUUCGCUUUGUCUUCCCUUCCCGGUGGAGAAUGUGGGGAAGGGAAUGUGAACCUCUUGUCUCCGGAUGUCAGAGCCCACUCACCUCCUCCUCCCUUUGUUGGCUCUUGAACACUCCAGAUGUUUCCAGGGGGGCUUGCCCUCCAGCAGUAGGGCCUUUGUUAUCUGUCAUAAUGAAUAGGUGUCUCCAGCCUUUCCGAAUGUCCCAGCUAGAGGACAUCUCAUCUCUCCUGGAGACUUCACUGGCUCCCAGCCCCUCCGGCUCCUAGCCGUCCGGUUAUCUGCUCCCACGCACUGUUUUGAUGCCAGGUGAAUUCUUAUCUGAUAGAUUGAGGGGCCUGAGGGACAUGAUGGGUGUGUGUGUACACAGAUUACUUGUUUUGACUCUUCAGCUUCUUCCUGUUUUCUGAGCAUCCAUUGUGCCUUAACUUUUUCUGUCUGCCCUUGUGGGGAAAAGCAGUGUUUCACUAAGUGCCCUUUGAAUAUUCCUAUCCUUUUGUAUCAUGUGACUUAUUAAAAUCAAUUUCCAGCAAACUUUA
Molecule: messenger RNA, 2860 nt
Organism: Capra hircus (goat)
Lineage: Eukaryota; Metazoa; Chordata; Mammalia; Artiodactyla; Bovidae
Gene: FRMD8
Product: FERM domain containing 8
Exons: 11
Coding region: 156-1547 (463 amino acids)
Biological process (GO): negative regulation of canonical Wnt signaling pathway
Cellular component (GO): cytoskeleton; plasma membrane
Source: RefSeq, a predicted model, not a curated record